CUCUACUUUUGAUUUCAAUAUGGUGUCAUGUUGACAGAAAAUGCGCACACAAAAUGUGCAUAAUGGUCUUUAGACUUGAGCAUUAAUGCUACAGGAUUAGAUGUAGACAUUCCUUGUCAGACAGCUUCUUUUAAACAUGGCUUGUCAAAUUUUGACCCAACUCCAUGGACUCCAUUCCAUUUUUGCCAGCAAGGUCACGCACCUGCAAGUGCUGAACAACUGCAACUUUGCGUAUAGUAUUAUAAGAACGUAUGGUAGCGAACAAUUUCAACCCAAGAAAGCUGUGAUUUUGAAGAAAAUGACUAGAUAUGAAUUUGAGAAAACAGUACACAAAGGAUCAACCGAGGAGGAACUUAAACAUUAUCUAGAAGGGAAACGAUCUGAUUACAAUGGACUUCGAAGCCGCCAUGAAAACCACUGUAGAAGUAUUGACAGCAUCACAAAGUCUUUGGUGAAUCACGGAAUAGAAACAAAAGUUGUUUCACGUCACCAGUUCACUCCAGAGCUGAUUCGGUGGGCUGAUGUUUUAUUCACAGCUGGAGGAGAUGGCACAUACUUGUUAGCUGCAAGCAAAGUAACAGACAAAAACAAACCACUAAUUGGAAUUAACACUGACCCCUCCAGGUCAGAGGGGUGUCUUUGUCUGCCUAAAGAGAAGUAUUCUGGGGCCAGAUUUGAACAUGCUUUAAAGAGACUUCUAGAAGGAAAAUUUAGGUGGAAACGCCGCCAAAGAAUUCGCAUUACUAUGUCCGGAAUACAUGAAAACGAUGAACCAAUAGAACUUCAUGAUCAACAGCUACAGUUCUAUGAACACCGAUUUUCAGAACAUGUUAUGGAAAGUGAAACAUACCGACAAAAUGUUAAUGUUACUGAGAAUGCCAGUAGUCCAAGAAUUUUGCCAGUGCUUGCUCUCAAUGAGGUCUUUAUCGGAGAGAGCUUGUCCUCCAGAGUCUCAUACUAUGAAAUAAAAGUUGAUGAUCAUCCCAGUGAGAAGCACAAGAGUUCUGGAAUUGCCAUUUGCACAGGCACUGGGUCGACAUCAUGGUUUUACCAUAUAAACAACCUCCCUCAGCAAGCUAUAAAGACCGUACUGGGAUAUGCCAGUGAUCUAAUGCCUGGUAAACAUGUGAAUUUGUUGGAUCCAAAUUUGAUCUACAAAGUCACCCAAAAAUACAAUGAUUCCUUGAAGUUUGAUCCUAGUGAACCAAAAAUGGCCUUUACAACCAGGGACCCUGUCAGAAAUGGUGUUUUUCAAGUGGGACAUCCGAAUGGAUUUGCCAAAAAGAUUGAGAUCUGUUCUCGUAUGUGGGAUGCUUGUUUAGUUGUGGAUGGUGGGUCUUCAUUUAAGUUUAACGAUGGAGCCGUCGCAACACUAGAAAUCAAAGAAGAGGAUGCUCUAAAGACAGUAGUGUUCGACUAAUGGCUAGGAAUUCCUGUGAUAUUCAGCAUUAAUAUGAUAUUUCAUUUAUUGAAUUACCUUUAUAUGACAUGUUUUUUAGUUGGUUACCCGCCAGCAUCAUUUUGAUCUUUGUUUAUUGUUUUUUUUCCCUUUGUAGUCAGGUUUGGGAACAGUUAUACAAGUACUGCGUAUAACAAUUGACAAUCUCUUAUAUAAGUCAUGACUGUUUUUAAUUGAUUUACAUGUUUUAAUGUAGAAUUACUUUAACAUGAAGUGUAUGUAUGAACAUCAUUAUCUAUUGUUUUCACCUUUUAAGAUUGUAUGGGACACCUCCAUGUUGUACUGUUUAUCAAAAUAAACAAUAAAAUCAAGUGUAAUUUUAGAAAUAGUUUCCUUCCCAAAAUUGUCACCUAAGAGCGUAGCGCAGUGGGUGAGAGGGUCCACUACGAAUCUGUAAGUCAUGAGUUCGAGUCCCAAUGGGUAUUUUAAUUUUUUUACCUUUCCAAAAUUUUUUAAAACAUAUUAUUUGGUUAAAUAUUGUAAAUUUUGAAAAUUCCAAACUGGUGAAAGUAUUACCACUAUAAUGUAAUUAAAUCCACAUUAAUAUCGACAGAUGUCUCAUACCAUCUUAACUGUUGCUUUAAACAAAUGUAACUUCUACCAUUGUCAUCGAUAUACCAUUUCAAGUUUAUUGUUUGUGUUGUUUUUGAGUAUCAAUUUUAAAACUGGGGAUUUAAAAAUUUUUGCCUUUCCACAAAUUUUUAAAAUGUAUUUUUUGUUAAAUAUUUUAAGAUUUGAAAAUUCUAAAUCAGUGAAAGUAUCCUUAUUAUAAUUUACUUUAUUCUACAUUAAUAUUGACAGAUGUCCCAUACCACCAUAAAUCACCCAGGUGCCUAUAGUAUGUCAAUUUUAUUUUAUUUUAACUAAAACUUUAUUCCAUUUAAAACCAACAUUUUUUCAAAGAAUUGUUCUAAAAAAAUUUUGAAUAGAUAGAUGCUGAGUUUUUUUAGGCUUUGUAGCUUACAUGUAUUUUUGAAAUAUCAUUUUGGCCUCCAUUUCUGAGCUUGCAUCCUUCAACAGUUAAAUGAUACAGCAUCGAAAUUUUAUAUACUGGUACAUGUUGCAAUACAGCACCUAUCAAAAUUUUAUAUAGGUGUUGCAUUUGAUAAACUGUCAUAAUUUUGGCAUGUGAGUUUACAUCUAUACUCUGCUGGUCUAUGAAUGAGUUUACAUUGUAUUGCUAAGAGGGCUCCAGAACAAGGUUUUUAGGGUAUUUUUGUAUGUUCUUUGUUAUCUGCAGCAGUAUUUGUAUACACCUUACAUGUUGGGCAAGAACAACAAAAUUCAGGAUAUAGGUCCCUCCAAAAAUGAAAAUCAAAGUAAAAAAGAUUUAACAUGAUUUUAAUAGUCUAGACAAGUUAAACUGUAAUGAACUAGAAUUUUAUAAUGUAAUUUUGUACAUUUAUGUUUUGCUACAUUUUGUAUGUUUUUACAUUUAAAAUGUUUAAUACAUUAACCACAUUCAAUUUUGUGUUUCACAUGGAUUUCAAUGCAUGUAUGAAUGUUCACUUGUAUGCUGAUGGAACCUCAAAUACAGUCAGUGUCUAUUUUUACAUUGAGAAUUAAAAUGCAGUAUCUUCAA
This is a messenger RNA of Magallana angulata, 3041 nucleotides long. RefSeq names its product NAD kinase 2, mitochondrial-like. The transcript has 9 exons. Gene Ontology annotation, biological process: NAD+ metabolic process; NADP+ biosynthetic process. Gene Ontology annotation, cellular component: mitochondrion. NCBI's taxonomy places the organism in Eukaryota, Metazoa, Mollusca, Bivalvia, Ostreida, Ostreidae. The record is from RefSeq and is a predicted model, not a curated record. The coding region runs from base 137 to 1420 and encodes 427 amino acids. Gene Ontology annotation, molecular function: NAD+ kinase activity.